Messenger RNA from Phasianus colchicus (ring-necked pheasant), 2360 nucleotides. Its product is annotated as putative gonadotropin-releasing hormone II receptor. Gene Ontology annotation, molecular function: G protein-coupled receptor activity; protein-hormone receptor activity; peptide binding. The record is from RefSeq and is a predicted model, not a curated record. Gene Ontology annotation, cellular component: plasma membrane. NCBI's taxonomy places the organism in Eukaryota, Metazoa, Chordata, Aves, Galliformes, Phasianidae. Gene Ontology annotation, biological process: cellular response to hormone stimulus; G protein-coupled receptor signaling pathway.
UAAAGGAGGAGUCGUUCCACGCAGGUUGGCUACGUCAAGGAGCAACCUGAGCUGCCAAGGGCAUCCCACGGGCAGCAGCUGGCGGGGUGCUGGGCGGGAGCGGAGGUGGCUGCAGGCAGCAGAGCGCUGCAGUGCCGGCCCUGCUGCCUGUGUCCCAGCUGGCUGCAGCCGGUGCCAAUGUGGAAGCACUGGGAGCAGCGAGUGGGUGGCGUUUGAGCAGCCCUGACAUGGCCCGGCUCGGCGGGGGAACAGGGCAGGAUGCUGUGGCUGCAGGAGGGGGCUGGCUGGAUCCGGGCCCUGAGGCGGGGAACGUCAGCACGGAGCCCUCUGGCAGCACGUCCCACCCCAAGCAGGGCUGUGCCUGGAGCCCCCGUUCCGAGGGUGCCGAGGAGCCGCUGCUGCUCCCCACCUUCUCGCCCGCAGCCCAGGCCCGCGUGGCUGCCACCUUCGUGCUCUUUGUGCUCUCGGCCGGCUGCAACGUGGCGGUGCUGCGGGCGGCAGGGGGCCGGGGGGGCGGCGGGCGCUCCCACAUCCGCCUGCUGCUGCGGCACCUGGCUGCCGCCGACCUGCUGGUGACGGUGGUGGUGAUGCCGUUGGAUGCCGUCUGGAACAUCACGCUGCAGUGGCGGGCGGGCGACCUGGCCUGCCGCCUCCUCAUGUACCUGCGCCUGCUGGCCAUGUACGCCUCCGCCUUCGUCACCGUUGUCAUCAGCCUGGACCGGCAGGCCGCCAUCCUGCGCCCGUUGGCCAUCGCCCGCGCGCGCCGCAGGAACCGCGCCAUGCUCCGUGCCGCGUGGAUGCUGAGCGCUGCGCUCGCUGUGCCGCAGCUGUUCCUCUUCCACACCGUCACCCUGCACGCCCCGCACAACUUCACGCAGUGCACCACGCGCGGCAGCUUCCCGCAGCCCUGGCACGAGACCCUCUACAACAUGCUGAGCUUCUCCUGCCUCUUCCUGCUGCCGCUGCUCAUCAUGGUGUGCUGCUACACACGCAUCCUGCUCGAGAUCUCCCGGCGCAUGGGCUCCAGCCUCUUCUCCUCCAGGGACGUGCCGCUGCGGUGCUCUGGGAACAACAUCCCACGGGCACGGCUACGCACGCUGAAGAUGAGCCUGGUCAUCGUCUCCUCCUUCAUCCUCUGUUGGACCCCCUACUACCUGCUGGGGCUGUGGUACUGGUUCUGCCCACGGGCCAUGCAGCAAAAGGUCCCGCCAUCCCUCUCCCACAUCCUCUUCAUCUUCGGCCUCUUCAAUGCCUGCCUGGACCCCAUCACCUAUGGGCUCUUCACCAUCCCCUUCCAGAGGCGCUGCAGUUGUCCCUGUGGGCACAGCCCUGAGCCUGAGCCACCCUCCUCAGCCACGGGUUCCUUCCACUGUUCGGCCUCAUCUCUGCGGGGCAGGCAGAGUACAGGCGGCACAGAGGGGCCACAGCCACCUAUCGAGCUGGGGCUGCCCACUGGGGCCAGUUCCUGCCAGAGCAGUGCGCCGUGAGCCAGGGCAGUGUGAUGCCACGAAGAUGGCACUGUGUGACCAGCAAGGGCACAACAGCAAGGGCAGGCGGUGGGGGCUCUGCUCCAAAAUUCUUCUGUAAGUGGUAGAGCAGAGCUGCUCCUACAGCCAGGUGGGUGUGAGCCACCCCUCUUCCCUCUCUGCACCCAUUUAUGUUACAUGCUGGAGCACAACACGGUAAUAAAGCAUCCUGUGGCCAUCUUGUGUGCUGCCUGCAUCCAUGGGUGUGGCUGCACUGGGGCUGGGGAUGGGUUGUGUAGGGACCCUGGCUGUUGUUCCCAAGGCCAGGGUGGCUUCCAUCUCCAGCAACAGUGCUGCUGGGGGCUGCACAGAGCAGAGCUUGCGGUCCCUCUGGUCCUGUGCCAGCCCUGCACCCGCUUGCUGCUGGGAACAGGAUCCGGGCUGCUGCUGAAGGUCGUUGUGAGGUGCUGGAGCCUGGCAGCGCCCAGCAGCCAAGCAGCUGCUCCAAGGCCAGUGCUGCUGCCGGGGCCAGGGACGCAGCUUUGCUGCUCUGCUACUGUGGGGGCUGCUGCCCCGGCCCCAGCGUGGGCUGUGGCUGUGGUUCCUGCAAGGGUGGGGGCCGCUGGUGGGGAGAGGGCAGCGAGAGCCACUCCUCAGCGGGGUUCCCCAGGUCUGGUACAUGGAAUUGUGUGGUAAGUGCAUUUGUCAGAUCCUGAUGCUGCUGCUGGCCCAGUCUGGACCUGUGCAAGCAGGCAGUGGACACAGGAAGAAUUUGGAGCUGCCAAAAUGCAUCCCCUUGGAUAGAGGUCUGCAGUAAGAGUCUGGCAUUGCUCCAGCAGGUGCAUGGGUGGGAUGGGCACAGUGAGCUCUGGGCACCCAUCCUUGCACCCCGUU